This is a messenger RNA of Medicago truncatula (barrel medic), 2120 nucleotides long. Its product is annotated as protein indeterminate-domain 7. Bases 635 to 1993 code for a protein of 452 amino acids. The transcript has 3 exons. Gene Ontology annotation, molecular function: DNA-binding transcription factor activity. The record is from RefSeq and is a predicted model, not a curated record. Lineage: Eukaryota; Viridiplantae; Streptophyta; Magnoliopsida; Fabales; Fabaceae. Gene Ontology annotation, cellular component: nucleus.
GCUAUAAUGUAGUGCAAUUAUUGAGCAAGAGAGAAAGAAAAAGAAAAGAGGAAAAGACAGAAAGUGCACUUCAUGAUAACAAGCCAAUUUUGGCUUUGUGUUUUGGUCUUGUACGUGCCAUACCAGCUUUCAAAGCAACCCUUUAAUUUCUCAUCCACAAUAUUCUUCUCUCUUACCCUUCACACACUCACAAACAAAUCCUGAAAUUUCCACACUAAGCAGGAAAUUGACCGUGUUUACCAAAUUCUUGAUGUUAGCUAGUUCCUAUAGCAAGAUUUGGAUGUGUAUAUAACUUUGAAGGAAAUCCAUCUUAGGAUCUAUACCUUAAUUUCUCAUCUUUUUCUUCCUUUUCAAGUUCAAGUAAGCAGCCUCUUUAUUUUUUACUCAGAAAUCGAACUCAGUAUCUCGAGAUUUAUAGUACUCGUGCACAUGCGCAUCAAUCACUUGCGCUAGCUAGAAUCCGAUAUAUCUAGUGUAAGUAGCCUCUAGCUAACCAUAAGAUCUAAACAAUUCUCACCUUUUUCGGUGAAAAAAGAAGUUGAUCUAUCACUAAAGUGUUUAUAUAUCUCUCUCACAUAUAUUGGAAAGACAUCAUAGUUUGCUUUAUCAUAAUCUAGUUAUUGUAGUGAUAGAGAUGAUGAAAGGUUUGUCGGUAGAAGAAAAUAUGUCAAAUUUGACAUCUGCUUCAAGUGAAAUAAGUGCUUCUUCAGCAACCAAGAAUGGAAAAGCUUCAACAAAUCUGGAACCACAAACCAAAAGGAAGAGAAAUCUUCCUGGUCACCCAGACCCUGAGGCACAAGUGCUAGCCUUGAGUCCCCAAACUCUCUUGGCAACAAACAGGUUCAUUUGUGAGAUUUGUAACAAAGGUUUUCAAAGAGAUCAAAAUCUUCAGCUUCAUAAGAGAGGACAUAAUUUGCCAUGGAAGCUAAAGAAAAGAAACGUCAAUGAAAUCAUAAGAAAGAAAGUAUAUGUUUGUCCAGAGCCAACAUGUGUUCACCAUGACCCUUCAAGGGCACUUGGUGACCUAACUGGAAUCAAGAAGCACUUUUUCAGGAAGCACGGUGAGAAGAAGUGGAAGUGUGAGAAAUGUUCUAAACGAUAUGCAGUUCAGUCGGAUUGGAAAGCUCAUUCCAAAAUUUGUGGCACUAAAGAGUAUAAGUGUGACUGUGGAACCCUCUUCUCAAGAAGGGACAGUUUCAUCACUCACAGAGCCUUCUGUGACGUUUUAUCACAGGAGAGUGCAUCAAUUUCAGCAGUGAACCCUCUAUUCUCUUCUCACUCCCAAUUUCAUCAAAGCCAUGGUUUUCAACCACUAUCACUAAAAAAGGAACAAGACUUCAAUUUAAGACCAGAAAUUCCAUUAUGGUUACUCCCAACCCAUUUGAACCAUUUUCAAAACCCUAACCCUACAACUUUGUUUCCUAAUAAUUCUUUCAACUCCAACAAUAUAACCACUGCUUCUCCUCACAUGUCUGCCACUGCUUUGCUGCAAAAAGCAUCACAAAUAGGUGUAACGACAGUGAGUAAAACAGAACCUUGUAGACCCCACUUAAUGCAAACUCACGUGCCUUCAGGAAUGGUUAUGCCUUCACGUGAAGAAAUAGGAACCACUGGUUUUUCUCAUUGUUUGGCUUCUUAUGGGAAUAAAGCUGCAAUAACUUCUGAUUGCUUUGAAGAAUCUUCUUCUCUUUUGCAUGAUGUGAUGUAUGGUAGUGAGAGUUCACAUUCACAAUUUGAAGCUGUUACUGCUGCUAUGAGCAUGAGGGGAAUGUUUGAUACACAAAGAGAUAAUAAUAACUUUGAGGAACAAUAUUCCCAUUUUGGUAAAAGCAACAUUAUAAAGAAUGGUGGUGCCAAUGAUGAUGAGAUGACAAGAGAUUUUUUGAGUCUUGGUGCAUUUUCUCAAAGAGACUUGUUCAAUAUAUCUGGAAUUGAUGGCCCUUUGAGUUUGCAUGGUAAGCAAAAUCAAAUUCAAAAUCAAACUCCUUGGUGAGGCUGAUAUUCAGGUUAAUUUGUACACUAAUGCAUACUCCAUGAUUUGGAGAUUGGUUAAUUUUUGUCCCAAGAGGGAUUCAAAUUAAUCUAUCUAUACACUUGCUAUUAAUUAGGCAUAUUUGGUA